AUGUUGACUAAGACGGCCGGCCGAGAGUGUCACAAUGAUGCCUCAUCCAUCACUCCCUGCUACUCCCCCAGCCCUGGGCAAGACAUCGUGUAUAUCCGUUUUUUUAGUGAGUUUACCAUGUCUGAGUCAUCAAAGGAAGUGUCCAGCAGCAUGGAAGCUUUGGAAGGAACAGAGGAGGGAAAGAAGAAAUCCAAGUUUAAAGCCUUUAGGAACUUUUUUGGCAAGAAGAAGAAGAAAGAGCCAGAAGGUGUCCCAGAAGGGAAAGAACAAAAGCCAAGGUUUUCCAGCGGCAGUCUGAAGUCAGUGGCAGCAGUCCAAGUGAUGGAGCCCAAGCCUAAGAGCAGCAUGGGAGCCAAGGCCAUAUCCCACGAUAGUGUCUUCUGUUUGGAGCCUGAGCCUGAAGCAUCAGGAAGCAAACUGUGCUCUUCUCCAGAUCCCCAGAGAGGCAGAUCACAGAAGAUCCCACCUCUGCGCUUACGGAAACUCAGCAUCAGCCCGAGUGUUAUCCGAUCCCAGAAAGCCUCUAGGGACUUGAGAACAGCCUUUUCUGGUGACAAGACACUCAAGAGCUGCAAAAAGAAGUCUUCACCGCACCAUUCACCGACAUCAAGGAAGAGCAUCUCGGAGCUGUCCUCAGAUCUAUCACAAUCCUCUCAAAGCAGCACUCAGCAGCCCUCGGGGUUCAGUACCCCAGCCACUUCACAAGGCUGCUUGGAUUCUUCAGCUGCUAAAUACAAGAUAGCUUUAAGCCCCCGGAAACUGAAGAGGAAGAAGACAAUUUCCUUGUCUAUAUCCCUGGGCAAAUGUGGCCAUGUGCUGCCUGAGGACUACAGGUUGGACACAAUUGAUGAUGAUCCAGCCAAAGAAAAGCAGGAAGAGCAGUAUCCUUUGCUGGGGACUAAAGAAAAGGCUAUAACCAAGCUGAAACAAGCAGACCAAAAGGAGCAGAAGAAGGACAGCACAGGGCCCUCAAGCCAGGAGCAGAGCUACAAAACUGAAACUCAGGAUAAGAACACAAGAGAGCAGACUCUAAGUACCGAUGGUGCCUCAAGCACAGGACACUCGACUUCAGGAUCCCAACCAAGAAGACGUAGAAGAAGGGCCAAAAGUGAGUGGGGGAUCAUUGAAAGAAGCCUUGUACAAUGCACUCAAGAGUAUGAUCAGGACAGUAAAAGUGAUUCCUCACCUAAUGAAGAGUUGGUCAGCAGGGACCUCUCUUUCUUGAAGCUCUUCCUGGAGCAGCAUGGCAAAGAGCAUACCACAACUGCAGAAGUGCAAGUUACUACUCCUCAGGAGAUGUCUGCAGAUAAAAGGAAUGUGAAAGGGGAAAUGGCUGCCAUAAAUGUUGAAGUCCAAAGAACAGCAGCAUCACAACCUACACCUACAAAUGUGGCAGAGUCCACGGUUGAUGGUCCACCAACCAGCCAUGAAGAAGGGUCUUCUGAAGACAAGAAGAAAAGGGAUAGAGCUGCGUUGUUGUUACGGCUAAACAAAUCUUCUACAAGCCAAGAAGAGGCCACUGUCUCGAGGACAAUAGAGGUCCAGGCAUGUGUACAUCAUUCUCAAGCCUGUGGAGAAAAGGAAGAAGCAUCCAGCCUUGGUUUGCAAAAGUUUCAACCCAAAAUGGAGAGCACAGCUUACCACAGAGAGAGGCAUGCCAGAGGUUCUCUUCAGGCUUUUUCAGCAAGUGUUUCAAGCGCUAACACAGAAGAUAAUGUUUCUAUGAAGAGGUUGCCUCUUCCUUUCAGAAGGUGGCCAACUGAAGGAGAAAUCUCCUCUGAUUCAAAGAGUUCUUCAGAAUAUGAGAGUAGUUCUGAAGUGCAACCAUGUCCCACACAUUCUUUUCAGCUUGCAUGGAACCCUCAAGAUGAUGAUGAUGUCUUCCUCAAAUCAGAAAAUGUAGGUGCAGAACUGAGCAAGGUGGAGCGGCAGCCCCCUCUCGGUUAUUGCUCCCAAUCAUUUGGAAAACCCAAAGGUAGAGAAGUCUCCUUAGACCUAGAAAGUUCAGAAGAUCAGAGAAGCUGUGAGGAGAUGACAUCUGCCCACUCUUCGCAGUCCUUGGGGGAUUUUGAAGAAUGCUCAGAAUCAAAAAGUUUUAUCAUAGAUUCCAUCUCUCAAGAGAAGUUGGCUCCCAGGAGGCAUUCCCAGGCCUUGCAGGGGUCUGAAGAAAAGGAAGUCUCCACAGAGUCAAGUAGUUACGUUGAGAAGUACCACAGUUCUGAGGAUCUUAGCAGCACAGAGGAAGAGGAGCCUCCUGAAUGUUCCAAACAGACCCGGGGUCAGUUCAGAGACCAGCAAGAAGUGCCCCCAGUUUCAAAGAGUGCUCCAAAAGAGUUGAGUGUUUCUGCCAAGCCACUGCGCCCCAUGCACACAUCUCUACCCAUUGUGAGCCCUAUUAUUCAGCAGCAAACCCCCAUUUCAAUGAACAUUUCUGUAGGACAGAACAGAUCUGUGGCACCGCUGCCUCUCAGCCACACUGUCAAGUCAUGGGUGAGCCCUCAGUCUGAGCAUCAAAUGUUUGCAGAUCCAGAGGGCAUUGCUGCUGGCUGGGACAAGUAUAUGCAACACCAUUCUCAGCCCCCAAUCAGACCAGAACUUGAGAAAGAUGUUUCUACAGGCACAGAGCUUGCUGUUUUUAAAGAUUGUAUUGCUUCACAGCCUCCCAGAUACCCUCCCCAGCCCUUGGUGAGAUCAAACAUCAAGAAGGACAUAUCACUGGGUGCAGAAAGUACUGCAUUUGAGGGAAGCCGUUUUAUGAAGCCCGUGCCUCCUCAGCAUCAUUCUCAGCCCCUGUUGAAACCCUUCAUCCAGCGCCAGGCUUCUGCUUUUGAAAGAGGUGUUUCUAUGGAUCUAAGGCUUCGGGCACACCCUUUCCAGCCAUGGACAAAGUCUCAAGGGAAGCGAUCAUUGUCAACUCCAGAGAGCACAGCUUUGGAAGGGAACCCUUCUACAGAGCAUGUGCGUCCUAUCCUUUCCCAGCCUAUGCAGAAGCCUUAUCAAAAUGUGCCUUUAGAAUCUGAAGCUAUUGCUGCAAAGAUAAUUUCAAUGGGCCCACUGCACACCAAAUAUUCUGCUCAGUCUUUACCAAAUCCUCAAAGUCAUCCAGCCUCAGAAAGUACCUCUGUAGAAGGUGCCACUUUGGUGGAGCUACUGCCUCCUCAGCCUUCAGUAAAGCCCAAAUUUCAGCCACAGAUGACCCGAGAUCCAGUGAGCUCUUCCACUCAAUGGGGCAGCCCUAUGGAGCCAGUAUCUGUUCAACGUAUUUUCCAAACACAGGCUAGCCCUAAAUUUAAGCAAGUGCCUACAGGUCUAGAUAGCCCCGAAGCCCAAGGGAGCAUCUCUAUGCAGCCAGGUUCCCCCAGAUGCCCUUCCCAGUCAUGGUUGACUCCUACCUUUGAGCAAAUAUCUGUCCCCCCUGGCAAUGUUCCUUCUGCAUGGUCCAUUCAUAGUUAUCCAACAACUCCCAGAAUGCCUUCUCAGCCCUUGAUGGGAUCAAUCAUCACUGUAGAGCCAAUGUCUUCUAGACACCCUUUGCAGCCAUGGCCAACUUCUCCAUUUGAACAAGUCACUGUGCCCUCAGACAGUGCUGCGGCGGCAGCAUGGGGCAUUCCUGUUGAUCCACCAGCUCCCACAAUGCUUUCUCAGCCCUUGAUGGGGUCAGUAAUCAAACAACCAGUCUCCACUGAGUUAGUGAGUAUUUCUGCACCACAGAGCAGCUCUGUGGAGCUAAUUCCUUCUAGAUUCCCUUUCCAGCCAAGAGUAGAUUCAGAGAGUUAUACAGCAGAGGAGGGAAUUUCUGUAAUGAUGAGGCCUAGAAGACGUCAUUCUCAGCCUCCAAUAAGCCCAGGAUUCAAGGAAGAAAUUUCCCCAGACUCAGUGAGAACUUCUGGAGAAUGGGGCAUUCCUAUCAAGCCAAUGCUUUCCAAAUUUGCUACUCAGCCAUGGCUGGGCCCUGCAUUUGAGCAACAAACCUCAAAUCUAGAAGGUUUUGCCAAAGAGGGGGAUGUUUCUAAGGAGGCAUGGCUUUCCAGAAAUCCUUCCCAAAUCAUUAUCAAACAUCAAGUCCAGAAAACACCCUCAAGUUUUGAGAGUACCUCGUUCUUAAUGAGACCUAAAAUUCAGGAAAUAUCCUCCAGCCUAGAGAAUGUUACUACUCAAGACAGCUCUAAGAAACCACAGGAUAGCAGCUCUUCUUCCCAGUCAUUUGUGAAGUUUAUGGCAGAGCAAAUCUUUUCAGGGAGCACUGCUAGUGAGCCGGACAUUUAUACCAAGCCUAUGCUUCAGAGCCGAAGCCGUCCUUCCAGAUCCUUGUUGAAGCCUAAACUCGAGGAGCAAACUUUCUUAUAUAACUGGGAUGAGGAACCCAAGGAAGAUGCCACUUUGAAGGCUCUGUCCGUGAAGCAGCCUUCACAGUCACUCAGAAGGCCCGAAGAGCCACAGGAAAUUCUGUCACAUUCUGAGGGUGCCCCUGCAAAGUGGAGCAGUUCUGCAGUGGAUGUCUCUCAGCCCCUUGGAAAGCUUGACUAUGGCCAGAAAGUCUCAGUUUCUGUCAGUUUUCCCAAAGAGUGGGUGAGGGCUGAAGAACAGCUGCCUUCCACACAGCCUUCUCAGGCCUUCAAUGUAGCUGGGCUGCAGCCACCGAUUUUAUCAACAGGCUCUGCAAAUGUUCCUGUAGACUGGAGCUAUCCCGAGGGGCACUGGGCUCCUGGUCAGCCUACUCAGGCUUUCUUGAUCACUGACUAUCAGCAACAAGUUUAUUUAAGCUCUGCUAAUGCUGCUGCCGAAGGGACCAUUUCUCAAAAUACUGGCAGCCGGUCUUGCCCAGAUUCUCCAAAGAAAACCACAAAAUACACACAAGGCUAUGGGGACCUCAUUCAAAGCACCCCAACUUCUGUUAGCAAACCUGGAAAGCUCACUACUGGUUCUGCCCAGAAAGCAUUCAUUUCCACAGGCACUUACUCCAAGGAGGACGUUCCUCAGGGUCAUGAUGGAAAUGAGAGCCCUUUGAUCAUAUCCACCAGCAAGGCUGAUGUCGAAAAUGUUUUUGGAGUGCGACUUCGAAGAAUUUCACAGAAGAGUGGGACUGAGAAUCUAGAUCCUUGCAUGCCAGUUGUCCCAGCAAGCAAAGAAUGGAUGGACAAAGGAGCUCCCCAGGGCUUCAGUGGAGGCCUAAGGAAUUUCAGCCAAACACUUAGCUUUGCAGAAAAGAAAGGGAGCAGGCCCAGAUAUGAAGGCCCUUUCAAGAAGCCAGCAGUUUACAGGCCUCCAGGAAAGACCUCUAAUUGGAAGGCAGAUUAUAGUACAGAACCAGCUUGGAUCAACGUGGCAAAACAGAGGCAAAAGGGCUUUGUAUCGCACUUUCUCAAAAAAACAAAGACCAGAGCUGAAGCUAGGGCUGAGACCAAGGAACCAAGAUAUGAGUCAAAUUAUGAGCCAGACUUGGAAAUUCCAGUAAAGGAACAUGAACCCAUAGCUGAUACCCCGUCAAGAAUGACUUUUUCUUCCACUGUUCCCAGACAGGUGAUGUCAAAGCUGUAUAAGUCUACAAAAACAGUUGCAUUUGAUGAUCAGAACUUGCCUCAUCCAUAUAUCAGUGAAAGAGAAACCAGACGCUCUUCAAGUCUGCCACCCAAAUUUUCACCACCUGAUGAGCCUGUGUGGUUUGCAAUGGCCAAGAAGAAAUCUCAAGCAUGGAGCCAAAUGUCAGAGAUCAUGAAAUAA
Onychomys torridus (southern grasshopper mouse) is the source of this 5721-nucleotide messenger RNA. RefSeq names its product KIAA1210 ortholog. The coding region runs from base 1 to 5721 and encodes 1906 amino acids. The transcript has 14 exons. Lineage: Eukaryota; Metazoa; Chordata; Mammalia; Rodentia; Cricetidae. The record is from RefSeq and is a predicted model, not a curated record.